This is a messenger RNA of Gossypium raimondii (Peruvian cotton), 2498 nucleotides long. Its product is annotated as probable receptor-like protein kinase At5g18500. Gene Ontology annotation, biological process: protein phosphorylation. The record is from RefSeq and is a predicted model, not a curated record. Bases 498 to 2030 code for a protein of 510 amino acids. The transcript has 8 exons. Lineage: Eukaryota; Viridiplantae; Streptophyta; Magnoliopsida; Malvales; Malvaceae. Gene Ontology annotation, molecular function: ATP binding; protein kinase activity.
UUUUUGAUAUAGAAAACUCAUCACCUACCACUGAUAAUUCAAUCCUUCUUCUCUUAAUUUAUUUUUACUCUUAAUUUUAUUAAACCCCACACCAUUCAUUUUCACCUUCACAGCCUUUCUCUCAAAAAACCCACUUCCAUGACCAAUAUCCACUUCAUUCAGUUUCAAGCCUUUCAUUAUCAAUUCUGCCUUUGCCUUUACAAGGACCUUCAUUUCUGGUGCAAGAUAGCUCCAUUCCAGCUUAGAUUCAUAUCCACAUUUCCCCAUAAAACCAAUUAUCUUCUUUUACUUAUUUAAGCUCCUUUAUUUUUUUUCUUCUUCUUUUUGUGUUUAUCGGACAAGUGGGUGCAUUUGAGGGUUUCUUCAAUUAGUUCACCUGCUCUUGUUUCUGGGAAAUGGCCACAUUGGGGGCUUCCUUUUCUAGAUCUGAGAUUAUCUUUUCAAAGAUCUGAGCUUUACUGUUGGAAGGUGUUGAAUAUCUGAAACUAGGGGGGGAAAUGGCAAAUGAUCUCAAUGCUGAAAUGUCCAAGAAGACAGCCAUUUUUGGACUUAAAGUGUGGGAAGUUAUUGGGAUUGUUGUUGCUUUAUUUAUCAUAAUCAUCCUUUCUUUGUUGUCAUUUUGUUUAACUUCAAGGAAGAAGAAGUCAAGAGCUAGAAAUAAGCUUCCCCUUACUCAAAUCCCAUCUAUAUCUAAAGAAAUCAAGGAAGUUCGAGUCGAACAAGUAUCAGCCAACGAUUUCGUUCCUCGGGAUGGUAUUCUUCUCACCAUUCAUGAUAAAUCCAGUGACAAAGAUUCAGAUAGGGUUAUGGUUCAUCUUGGUAUGGGAAAAUCAAGGAAUGGAGAUAAUAGUAGUCAGUCAGGUUCAUUUCACCAUUUAGAAAGAGAUGGUGCAGGGUCUCAAUCAGGAGAAGAAGGGAGUUCUGGUACCGUGACUGUUUAUAGACAGUCUUCUUUGUAUCCCGUCACUGCUCCAUCUCCUUUAGUUGGCUUGCCUGAAUUCUCUCAUUUGGGUUGGGGUCACUGGUUUACAUUGAGGGAUCUUGAACUUGCUACGAACCGGUUUUCAAAGGAAAAUGUUCUUGGAGAGGGUGGAUAUGGCGUUGUUUAUCGGGGUCAUUUGAUCAACGGAACGCCAGUGGCUGUUAAGAAAAUACUCAACAACUUAGGCCAAGCGGAGAAAGAAUUUCGAGUCGAAGUGGAAGCCAUUGGGCAUGUUCGUCACAAGAAUUUGGUCCGCCUUUUAGGUUACUGUAUUGAAGGAACACACAGGAUGUUGGUUUACGAGUAUGUCAACAAUGGAAACUUAGAACAAUGGCUUCACGGAGCUAUGCGUCAACAUGGAUAUCUUACCUGGGAAGCUCGCAUAAAGGUUCUACUUGGAACAGCUAAGGCUCUUGCCUACUUGCAUGAGGCCAUUGAACCAAAGGUUGUGCACCGAGACAUAAAGUCCAGCAAUAUUCUGAUCGACGAUGAGUUUAAUGCCAAGGUUUCCGAUUUUGGUCUGGCGAAGUUGCUAGGUGCUGGGAAAAGUCAUGUUACAACCCGAGUUAUGGGAACAUUUGGAUACGUGGCUCCUGAAUAUGCAAAUACUGGCCUUUUGAACGAAAAGAGUGAUGUCUAUAGCUUUGGGGUUGUACUAUUGGAAGCCAUAACUGGUAGAGAUCCCGUGGAUUAUGGUCGUCCUGCCCAUGAGGUUAAUCUGGUAGAUUGGCUAAAAAUGAUGGUUGGAAGCAGGAGAUCAGAGGAAGUGGUAGAUCCAAAUAUCGAGGUUAGACCGUCGACACGAACUCUAAAACGUGCCCUUCUAACUGCUUUGAGAUGUGUUGAUCCGGAUUCUGAAAAAAGACCCAAGAUGGGUCAAGUUGCACGAAUGCUCGAGUCUGAGGAGUAUCCUAUACCAAGAGAGGACCGAAGGCACCGUCGGACUCAUGGAAACAACUCUGAAAUAGACUCACAAAAGGAUAAUUCCGAUACAGAUAAGAGUGAUUAUCCAGCUUCAAGGUCAGAGAGUAAGCGGACACAAUCUUGAAGCUCGAGCGCAAAGAGGGUGGCAAUGAAAGGUGGGAUCCUUAAAAGCUUGUUUUGUGUCGAAAAAGUCAUCGGGUUUGUCUCGGUAUUAGCAGUUGUUGAUAAGUAGGGAAUUGUGGUACAGAGUGGGGAAAAGGGGGAAGGACUUUUGCUUUUAUCAAAUAUUAUUAUUAUUAUCAUCAUUUGUUUUGUAAUUGAAUAGUAUUAAUUAGUAGAUGGUAGGGAUGAUUUGUUGUGUAUGAAAUGGGUGUCUUGUGAGACUUUUUAAGUGAGACCAAAUAUAAGGUUUAGUGAUGGGUGUGGUGGGGAUUUGUUUCAUUGUUUUAGGCGUACGGACUAGGAUUAGCACUUUUUGAGAUUUGUUUUGCUUUAACCUCAACUGAAAUGUUCCCAUUUUUCAUUGGUUGGAGUUGCUUUGCUUGUAUAUUAAUUUGCUUAUUAUGAAGAGUACCAAAUAUGCAUACAACAA